UGCAAAACCCCCAUACUAGGGUUUUAAACCUUCUUCAAAACUAGUUGCCGUUUCAAUCCAAGGGAGUUUUAUCGCCGUCUUGAAGAAAAUGGGUUUCUGGGGACUAGAAGUGAAACCUGGAAAGCCUCAAGCUUUCCAUCCCAAAAACGAACAAGGGAAGCUUCACCUCACUCAGGCAACUCUAGGCUCGGGUUUGGGCAAAGAGAAGAGUGUGAUCCAGUGUUCCGUAGCAGGAAACACACCCAUUUACUUGUGCUCACUGCUGCCUAACAAAACCGAGUGUUGCCCUCUGAAUCUUGAGUUUGAGGACGAUGACGAGACCGUUGAGUUCUCGGUGACUGGUGACAGAAGCAUCCACCUUUCUGGAUUCUUGGAGGAAUAUGAUGACGAUGAGGAGUAUGAGCAGGACGAAGAUGAUUCAGAUGGUAUGGAGAUUGCUGAAAUGGGGUCUGAAGAGUCUUCUGACUAUGAUAGUGAAGAGGAUGAAGAUGACAUGGAUGAGGAUCAGAUGGAUAAAUUUGAGGACUUUCUUGAUCGCAAUCUCGAAAUGUAUCGCCAGUCUUCUGUCCCAAACAGCGGAGUUGUGAUUGAGGAGAUAGAAGAGGAUGAAGAGAAGCCUGCCGAAGAUAAAAAGAAUAAACGAUCCAAGAAGAAGAGUCAAGCUGCCAAAGAUAAGAACGCAAAUAAACAGAUUGGUGUCAAAGAGAGUGCCCAUGCUUCAGAUCUGGAGAGCGAAGAUGAAGAUGGUUUUCCCAUUCCCAAAGAGAAUAAUAAGUCUGGUGAGAAGAUGAACUCAGAUGUUGACGAACAAGGUAGCAACAAGAAACGGAAGGCCAAGGCUUCUGAGCAAGAUGGUGGACAAGAAAGUGAAAACAAGAAUAAAAAGAAGAAAAAUCAGAAGGAGAAGAAGAAAGGCGAAAGUACCUCAAAUGAGAAAGUUGAGACGUGCAGUGUGCUGAAGAAGAAGGAAACCACCCAAACUUCUUCAAGCCAGAAAGCUCAAAACGAAACCAAAAACAAUGCCAUGAGUCAAAGCUCUAAGACCCCAGAUAAAUCUGCUGAGAAGAAAAAUAAGCAGAAGAACACAAGUGAGAAAGCUACAGUCGAGAACUCCAAGGCUUCUCAAGAACAGACAUACCCAAAUGGGCUCGUUGUUGAGGAGUUAAAAUUGGGCAAACCCAACGGCAAGCAAGCUACUCCUGGAAAGCAGGUCAGUGUCCGUUAUAUUGGAAAGCUUCAGAAGAAUGGGAAGAUCUUCGAUUCCAACAUCGGAAAAGCACCUUUUAAGUUCAAGCUAGGUCGUGGAGAAGUCAUCAAGGGAUGGGAUGUAGGCGUUAAUGGAAUGCGUGUUGGUGAGAAAAGAAAGCUUACAAUUCCUCCAUCAAUGGGGUACGGUUCUCGCGGUGCUGGUGGCCAGAUUCCUCCUAACGCUUGGCUGUCGUUUGAAGUCGAACUGAUUGAUGUUAAGUAAAAACCGCUCCGAGUUGAUUGAAUCUGUGAUGAGGAGUUUUGAACUGUGGUUGGGUUGUAAGAAACUUUGAGGUGUGGUUGUAGUUGACAAAGGUCGAACCUGUCCUCGUAACAUUUGGUUUUAGUCGUCUUGUUACUUGUACGUUGAAUUUCUCGGAUUUUAUAUUUCAACUAGUAAUUCCUUUUCCUCUUG
Messenger RNA from Brassica oleracea var. oleracea, 1663 nucleotides. RefSeq names its product peptidyl-prolyl cis-trans isomerase FKBP53-like. The transcript has 11 exons. The record is from RefSeq and is a predicted model, not a curated record. Gene Ontology annotation, molecular function: peptidyl-prolyl cis-trans isomerase activity. The coding region runs from base 89 to 1471 and encodes 460 amino acids. Lineage: Eukaryota; Viridiplantae; Streptophyta; Magnoliopsida; Brassicales; Brassicaceae.